GAAGGGGUGGAGGAAGAUAUCAGGGUGGAGUUUGUCAAGUGAUGUGUGAAUGAAAAGGAAGGUUUCUACACAUUCAGGAGAGAGAAACAGAGGUAGAGACCUUGACUGCAACCUCCUCUUACAGACAGCUGGAGAGAAACGCACACUGACUCAUCUCACACCAUCAAAGUAUAAUCUCAACUCGGUUUUAUUAUGCCAUCAAAAACACUCCCCACCACAGCAGAUGAGAGCAUCGCUGUGCAAACUGAGGAGAGCGUGGAUGUGACACGCAGAUGUCAUGUUAAAGAUCAAUGUGAGAAGGACUUUGAUGUGUGGAAGGAAUCCAGAGCUUGGACAGCAUUACCCAGAAACCUCAGAUUUACACAUCACAAUCAGAAGGUGCUGGGUGUUUUCACCAGAGAGCUCAUUCCUUUAGGGACCCGGUUCGGCCCGUUACAGGGAGAACAUCUCCACCCUGAAGACAUAUCUGCAAACAUCAACCGGAAACAUAUCUGGAUGAUCUUCUCGGAGGGCCGUUUACAUCACUUCCUGUCUUGUGAGGAUGAGAGCGACAGCAAUUGGAUGUGCUUUGUAAAUUCUGCCCCGUCUCCAUGGCAACAGAAUCUUGCCGGAUUCCAAAUUGGAAUGCAGGUUUACUUCUAUGCAGUGAAGGAUCUAAUGCCGGGGGAGGAGCUACUAGUGGGGCGGAGCUUAGAAUACAAGCGGCCAAUGAGCACCAGCCUCAGAACACCCUGUCUGAAGCAGCCGCCUCCAACAGACCAUCAAGUGAGGAAGAGAAAGAGAGGUUAUACCGUCACUGAGAUCCUGGAUCUGAAUCCCUGGAAUGAUCAUCAUCACAUUCAAACACAAUCGAAAUAUGGGGAAAAAGUGACCAGACACCUGCAGAAUCCUAAAUCACCUCCAUCUUUGAUGACUAAUAGCAUCUCUGACAUUCGAGGACAUGUAUACACCCCUGCUAUCCCACAAUCCUCUAUGCCUAGGUAUAUAUGGCCUAUUAUUCAAUAUGUGCCUUCACAUCAGCCAAUGGGCUUUGGCCGAACAACAGCACACAUGUCAAAUAAUAUUCCCCUUCCACCAAUCCACAUGUAUCCAUCUCUUUUGAGUCAAAUAUCCAAAGAGAAUCACCCUUCAUUAGCGCUGACCAAUAGAGGCGACCUCAAAAUUGAUGUGAGAGACUCUACAAUGAGAGAGACAAAACCUAAAGACUUAACAAAGAUGUCACGUGACCAACCACCAACACUCAGCAAUGCAACCGAUCCCUCCGAGAUGUGUGUGGCUUCCUCCUCCUCCUCCGUCACACACGCCACCACAGAGUCUCAGAAGAGGCAGACCGCAGGGUACAAGGCUUUACCGUAUCCACUGCAGAGACAGAACGGAAAGAUCCAGUAUGAAUGUAACGUGUGCGGGAAGAACUUCAGUCAACUGUCAAACCUGAAGGUGCACUUGAGGGUUCACAGUGGCGAGAAGCCGUACAGGUGUGAAAUCUGCAGAAGGAAUUUCACCCAGCUGGCUCACCUUCAGAAGCACAUCCAGGUUCACACGGGAGAGAAACCGCACGGAUGCCAUGUGUGUAACAGGCGUUUCAGCAGCUGCAGUAACCUGAAGACUCACCUGCGCCUGCACUCGGGGGAGCGCCCGUACGUGUGUAAGCAGUGUCCCGCCACCUUCACCCAGCACAUCCACCUGCGCCUCCACAGACGCCUGCACGCCACCCCACGCUCACACCAGUGCCCGCAGUGCCCUCGCAGGUACACACACCUGUGCAGCCUACAGAUCCACCGCCAGCAGUUCUGCCCCGCCUCCAGCGGCACAGGCUCAGCCUCUCAGCUGGACUCAGCCAAUGACGAGAUCGAGAGGUUUGACCUCAGCGAAGGUGCGGAGAGCCUUGAGGUCGAUAUGGAGGCGGAGUCUAUAAAGAGGAUGUGCCGGGUGAUCUGGACUCAGGUGCUUGCUGGGAGGGAGUAGAACAGGUCCACGUAAAUAUGGAAGCAUAUGGGCAAUGUUCAAUUUGAAAUGUAAUAUGCAAAAUGACAAUG
Messenger RNA from Pimephales promelas (fathead minnow), 2036 nucleotides. It is a transcript of the gene prdm1c, whose product is annotated as PR domain containing 1c, with ZNF domain. NCBI's taxonomy places the organism in Eukaryota, Metazoa, Chordata, Actinopteri, Cypriniformes, Leuciscidae. Gene Ontology annotation, molecular function: DNA-binding transcription factor activity; RNA polymerase II cis-regulatory region sequence-specific DNA binding; protein binding. Gene Ontology annotation, cellular component: cytoplasm; nucleus. The record is from RefSeq and is a predicted model, not a curated record. Gene Ontology annotation, biological process: cell fate commitment; regulation of transcription by RNA polymerase II.